AUGUUGAGCAUAAUGGUGGUUGAAACGCUAAAAUUGGGACAGCAGUUUCCUACUUCAGGAAAUAAUAAUAGCCAACAGUCACUUACAUCUUCGAGUUCUGAAAGCCCUAUUCCGAGUCAAUGCGAUUUGUUUAUCAAGAAUCUUGAUGAUAACAUUUCUAAUAGUGACAUUGUUAAUUAUUUUCGUCGAUUUGGUCAUAUAAUUAACGCUCGCGUUAUGAGAGAUCCAAACACUAAUAAUUCAAAAGGAUUUGCGUUUGUCAGUUAUACGUCUGCUGAAGAGGCAGAUAGAGCAAAGUCAUUUAUGGAUGGCAAGAUACUUGGUUCCAAACAAAUUAUUGUAAGAUACCAUGAGCCUAAAAACUUGCGUGAAAUUAAAUCCACUUUUAUAUCAGAAAAUCGAGUACCUUCUACUGAUGAAUUUAUGCAGAAAGGUCUUUCUCUUCCGAGAAAUUAUAGUAUCCAACAAUCGUUUACAUCAUCGAGUCCUAUUGUACGUUCGAGUGACCUAUUUGUCAAGAAUCUUGAUGUUAAUAUUUCCAGCAGUCACUUUUUCAAUCACUUUCGUCAAUUUGGUCGCAUUAUUAGUGCUCGAGUCAUGAGAGAUCAAGAUACUAAUAAUUCAAAAGGAUUUGGAUUUGUCAGUUAUACUUCUGCCGAAGAGGCGGAUAGAGCCAAGUCAUCUAUGCAUAACAAAAUGCUCGGAACAAAACAAAUUAUUGUAAGAUUCUAUGAGCCUAAAAAAUUGCGUGAAGCUGCAUUAGCAAAUCAAUAUAACUGUAAUCCCACUUCUAUAUCUGUAUAUUCUACUAAUGAAUUUAGGCAAGAUCUUUCUCUUCCAAGAAAUUAUAGUAGCCAACAACCGCUUACAUUACCGAGCCCUAUUAUACGUUCGAGUGACUUAUUUGUUAAAAAUCUUGAUGUGAAUAUUUCCAGCAGUGAUCUUUUCAAUCAUUUUCGUCGAUUUGGUCGCAUUAUUAGUGCUAGAGUCAUGAGAGAUCAAGUUACUUAUAAUUCAAAAGGAUUUGGAUUCGUCAGUUAUACUUCUGCUGAAGAGGCUGAUAGAGCCAAGUCAUCUAUGCAUAACAAAAUGCUCGGAACAAAACAAAUUAUUGUAAGGUUCUAUGAACCUAAAAAAUUGCGUGAAGCUGCAUUGGCAAACCAAUUUAAUGGCAAUUCUACUUCUGCCAACAGACUUGGACAAGGAAGUUUCUUUCCUCCGGGAAAUUAUGGCAGUCAGCAGUCAUUUGCGUAUACAAGUCCUGAAGGCCCUAUUAUGGGUCUAUACAAUUUACUUAUCAAGAAUCUCGAUACAAAUAUUUAUAGCAGCGACCUUUUCAACCAUUUUCGACAAUUUGGUAAUAUUACUUGUGCUCGUGUCAUGAGGGAUCCACAAACUAAUAAUUCAAAAGGAUUUGGAUACGUCAGUUAUACUUCUGCUGAAGAUGCGGGUAUAGCUAAGUUAUCUAUGCAUGGUAAAAUACUUGGAACCAAACAAAUUGUAGUAAGGUUCUGUGAGCCCAAAAAUCAUGUAACUGAGUUGGACAACAAAUUUAAUGGUAGUCCUAAUCCUUCAUCCGAAGAUCAUUCUCUUCCUAGACAUAAUUCGG
Racocetra fulgida is the source of this 1609-nucleotide messenger RNA. The record is from the annotation of a GenBank genome assembly. NCBI's taxonomy places the organism in Eukaryota, Fungi, Glomeromycota, Glomeromycetes, Diversisporales, Gigasporaceae.